This is a messenger RNA of Abrus precatorius (Indian licorice), 435 nucleotides long. RefSeq lists its product as uncharacterized. Lineage: Eukaryota; Viridiplantae; Streptophyta; Magnoliopsida; Fabales; Fabaceae. The record is from RefSeq and is a predicted model, not a curated record. Bases 1 to 435 code for a protein of 144 amino acids. The transcript has 3 exons.
AUGAAAACAAACAGCAAAGUGAGGAAGACAAAGACCCUUCUAAGAACUCCCCUCUCUCUUUCUUCCCCACAACCGCAAGACGACAGCCCCAUCAGGGCCAUAGCUUGUCUCAAUAAAAUAACCGACAUGAGGCGUUUCGAGGAAAAUGAGGAUUGCUUCAUCCUAGGAUUUGAUCCUUCCGACCCUGUUCCCCUUUUGUCAGAUGCUCCUGCUAACCUCCACGAUGCCGAUGAUCUCUUCGUCAUUGCUGAAAAGGGCCAGGUUGCUUGCAGGGAUUACCCGCACUCAAGACAUCUGUGUGUCAAAUUUCCAUUCAAGACAACGCCUCAUGAGAACUAUUGUGCAAAGUGCUACUGUUAUGUUUGUGAUUCGGCUGCCCCAUGUAAGUACUGGACCAUUGCCCGGCAUUGCGAUGCAGAGAGUGCUGGUUACUGA